AUGGACCAUUACUGGCAGACCCGGCGCAAACUCGUCAUGCAGAUCGAGUCCAGGAGAUCGCUUAGGGGCAAGCCUCUGACCGAGACCCAUCGUGAUGAGUUGAAGGCUCGGUUGCAAGAGUUGGAUGACAAGAAAGCUUCGGAGGGACGCAUCGUCGACUCCGUUACGGUCGUGACGCAGACACAGCACGAGCGCGUACUGAAGCAGAUGGCAGCCGACAAGAAGGAAAUCAAGAAGGCCAUCAACGGCAUCAGCGCUCUGGCGGCUUUUUUCGGCGCCGAAACCGAACCUGAGACGGUGACGGUGGAACAGGCCGCCGCGAAGGAGGCCUUUUGGAAGGGCAAAAGGAAGGCCGGGGAAGCUGAAAAUCGGGAAGCUCAGAAAGCGAAGCGGGUAAAGCAAGAGCAGGAGGAAGCCUUCAGCGUCGCACCGGAGGCCGAGGACCAAGUGCUCUGCGGCGUGCCCGUCCGAGGAGAGCAGGGUCUCAGCUUCCUGGCCGGUCGCGAUGUUUCGGCCCAGUUCAUGGUGAAGGGCCUCCGCGUCCGCUUGGUCGCCCUGAUCCAUGGCGCCGCGACGCUGCAGUUGCUGGAAGAGAGAAACGCAAGUCAGCUUCUGAUCUUGGCGAGACUCCUGGACCACCCUUUCACGGAGAUUGUGUCGCUUGAGUUGCGGACCAGAGCCCGCAAGACGGCCGUUGUGGUGGAGCACAAGCACGUCCGCCUGGUCAUGGAGAAGAAAGGCAAGUCUCCCGAGAAGGCAGUGGUGUACAGCGGCAUCGAGAAGAUCGCGCCGACCUCCAUCUACAGCCUGCGUUUUGGGAUGAGGGUGGAAUGCAUUGAAGGAGCCCUGCCGGCGCGCUCCAACACUAGCGCGAACAAGGAGCCCGAAGACUCCCUCACGGCAGAGACCACCGAGCCCGGCAGCCACGCGGCAGAGUCAGAGCCCAGCACAGAGACCGCAGAGCCCGAGGACUCCCGCACCACAGAGACCACCGAGCCCGGCGACUACCACACCGCAGAAACCGCAGAGCCCAACGAGCCCGGCGACUCCCGCGCUGCAGGGUCCGAGCCCAACGAGCCCGGCGACUACCACACCGCAGAGACCGCAGAGCCCGACGACUCCCGCACCGCAGAGACCACCGAGCCCAACGAGCCCGGCGACUACCACACCGCGGAAACCGCAGAGCCCAACGACUCCCGCACCGCAGAAACCAACAACGAGCCCGACGACUCCCGCACCGCAGAGACCAACAACGAGCCCGACGACUCCCGCACCGCAGAGCCCGGCGACUUCCACGCGGCAGAGACCAACAACGAGCCCAACGACUCCCACACCGCAGAGACCAACAACGAGCCCGGCGACUUCCACGCGGCAGAGCUCAACAACGAGUCCGGCGACUCCCGCGCUGCAGAGACCACCGAGCCCAACAACGAGCCCGGCGACUUCCACACGGCAGAGCUCAACAACGAGGACUCCCGCGCCGCAGAGCCCAAAAACGAGUCUGGCGACUCCCGCGCUGCAGACGGUUUCCAGGAGCCCUUGAUCACCGAGGAAGGGCCGAACGGGGACGUGCUGGAAGAGGAGGACUUGGAGGAGGAGGCCUUUGAAGAGCCCGACCCAGUCGUGGAGCCCGACCUUCAGGUUGCCGGGUGUGCCGAACUCCACUUCCGACACAGCAAAAAGCUGAUGAUCGUCCGCUGCAGUUGGAUCGUGGUGUGGGAGACGGUCAAUUUUUGGCCGAGCGUCAUUUGCGGCGAGAGCUUGCGCAGCUUGAUUUUCAUAGUGAAGAACCAUCCAGAGUCCACCCAGAUGUUGACGAUCGAGGUGCAUGGUGCAGAAUUCACAGUCGAGGCGGACACGUGCUCGAUCCAUUUGACUCAACUGCGCUGCCCCCGAUCGAACGGUUGA
Messenger RNA from Symbiodinium sp. CCMP2592, 1908 nucleotides. Lineage: Eukaryota; Dinophyceae; Suessiales; Symbiodiniaceae. The record is from the annotation of a GenBank genome assembly.